Molecule: messenger RNA, 2233 nt
Organism: Apodemus sylvaticus (European woodmouse)
Lineage: Eukaryota; Metazoa; Chordata; Mammalia; Rodentia; Muridae
Gene: Meox1
Product: mesenchyme homeobox 1
Exons: 3
Coding region: 397-1158 (253 amino acids)
Biological process (GO): positive regulation of transcription by RNA polymerase II
Cellular component (GO): nucleus
Molecular function (GO): RNA polymerase II cis-regulatory region sequence-specific DNA binding; DNA-binding transcription factor activity, RNA polymerase II-specific
Source: RefSeq, a predicted model, not a curated record
UAAAAGUCUGUCUCAGCACCGGGUCCAGCCCUCUGCAGACAUUCAUUCACUCAGGGUCCCCGGGAAGGGCUUGUCAGUAUGGGAGGGUCCGAGGUAGAGCAGUCAAACCGUUCAGCACAGUAGGAAACGACUCCGUGCACGAGGGACCCCAAUAGUCAGCGCGUGUCGGGGGACAGGAAGGCAGCCGUGAAGCCUAGACAGGUGUGGGCAUGCACAUGUGUGUUCCUGGCCACGUGUGUGGGGACUUUGAGGCAAAAUUUUUGUUUUGGUUCCUGGGGUAAAGUUUCCGUUCAACAUUUUUCUCUACUGUUUAAUUUUUUUUUUUUUAAUUACAAAACUCUGAAUAGAAAAAAGUGCAACACCUUUGAACGGACUGGGGCAGGCAGUGGACAGCAGAUGGAUCCGGUGGCCAACAGCUGUGUGAGGAACCCCCAGCCUCCAGCCCCUGUCUGGGGCUGCCUUCGAAACCCCCACUCGGAAGGCAGCAGCACCUCAGGGCUGUCCCAUUAUCCCCCAACCCCGUUUUCCUUUCACCAAAAGUCAGACUUCCCAGCGACAGCAGCAUACCCGGACCUCUCUGCUUCCUGCCUGGCAGCCACUCCACACAGCUUGCCCCGGGCUGAGCGAAUCUUCAACGAGCAGCAUCCUGCCUUCCCACAGACCCCUGACUGGCUCUUCCCCAUCUCGGAAGCCGGGCAGAGGCUCAACCUGGGCCCAGCUGGGAGCACCAGAGAGAUGGGGGCAGGCAGCCCGGGCCUGGUGGAUGGCACAGGAGGAUUGGGGGAGGACUGCAUGGUACUCGGGACCAUCGCCAAUGAGACAGAGAAGAAAUCACCCAGAAGGAAAAAAGAGAGAUCAGACAACCAGGAGAACAGAGGAGGAAAGCCAGAAGGCAGCAGCAAGGCCCGGAAGGAGAGGACGGCCUUCACCAAGGAGCAGCUGCGGGAGCUAGAGGCUGAGUUCGCCCAUCAUAACUACCUGACCCGGCUCCGGCGAUACGAGAUUGCAGUCAACCUGGACCUUUCGGAGCGGCAGGUCAAAGUGUGGUUCCAGAACCGGAGAAUGAAGUGGAAACGAGUGAAGGGGGGUCAACCUGUGUCCCCACAGGAGCAGGACAGGGAGGAUGGGGACUCUGCAGCUUCUCCAAGUUCAGAGUGAGAUGCUUCAACGACCAAAACCAAGGAAGACUGAACGGACACCCUUUCCAGCUCCCACCACCCAGUCCCAUCCUCUCACAUCUUCUGGGCCCACUCCGGGCGGCCUGAGCACACUCUUAGAUGUGAAGUUGCCCUGUAUGUGGGAGCCUUGAACUUCCCAGAAGGUUUAGCCAGGCAUCAUCCCAUCUUAGCAGCCCCUACCCCAGGGCUUCAACAUCCCACUUUCUCUUGAACGCCACAGGACCCAGUGGACUGGGAAACUCUAGAAACAGAGCCUGGGACCCUCUUUUCUGGAUCUCUUGGCUGCUACACACACCUACUAUCCCCCACGUACAUCAAGGUCUCUUUUGGGUCUGGCCUGUGCAGAAUCCAUUCCUGGUGCCAGCUGGUGACUUGUGAAAGCAAAACCCUCUCCAGAUGUUCACACAGUUGAGUUGAAGGCUAGAAAGUGGAUCCUGUAUCUAAGGAUACAGAGGACAGCACAAGAGGGGAUGAAUGAGGACCUAGACAUGUGGGCCUUGGGAAUAGAAAGUUCUCGGACUGCAGUAUCCUGUGCUCUCCAAGGACUCUGACUGCAGAUGAGGACAGGAAAACAGUCCAUCUUCCUCCACGCGAUGCAUUUGGACCUAUCCUGUGUGAUCCUCAAAAGCUUUGUGGGAAGAACUCCCAGGUUCACACACAUGUGCAGCUCAGAUCUCAGACCCAACUUCUGAGGGUGCUAUACUGGUGGGCAAAUAGCCUUGGGCAACAGUAUCCUUGGAAGAGAGCCCUGUGUGCCUCAGUAUGAGAUGGUGGGUCUCCCAGGUCCUGCUGAUAUUGCAGAAGGAGAUCAGCAAGUAUUUGAAUUUCUUGCAUGGAGAGCUGAUUGUGUUUAAAAAUAACCCCCAGUUCCCCAUCCCACCCCAACCCAUCAGAACAGAAGCUGUGGAAAAUGAUUGUCAAACGAAAUGGCAAGUUAGAGCAUGUAUCAGUUUUCCCCUACAGCAUACUUCAUAUGUUUUCUUUCCUAAGAUUACAUCAAGCUAAUUGUGCAAGGUCAAUUCACUUUGUGAGAAAACUCUCAGAGAAAUAAAUCA